AGUGAAGGUCAUUUUUGUUGGUGGUGUGGCUUUAGUCUAACGCCGUCAUCCGACCUGUCCGGACCGCGCUUUCGUUCUAUGUCGAUAUGGAAAAGACCAGCGAGUCCGAAAACAAACAAUGGAGGGAAAUGCGGGUAAAAGAGAAGAUAUCUUAUAUUGUUAAAAACAUUACCGUCGAGCCCAUCCUCACUUGUUACAUUCUUCCCAACAUAGUCGCUAGCCUAGCAACCCAGAAUCUCAAUUUGGAAAAGGCGUGUCGAGUCAACUUGAAGAGCGACAAUGUCACUGCCGAGGUCUGUGAUAUGAUCAAAUCACGGAACGUUACAAAGGAUAUAGAGCAGUAUGAACAGGAAGCACAGCUCCUGGUAGUCGGAAUGACCUAUUGGCAGUCUGUCAUGAGAAGCACACUCCCAGCCAUUUUCAUUCUCUUCUUAGGCUCCUUUAGCGACAGAAGUGGUCGCCGGAAACCGUUUAUGUUGCUUCCGAUUGCUGGAGAACUAUUAACUUCGGUAGGUCUUAUACUGUGCACCAUUUACGAAGAUUGGCCGAUGGAGGUUGCCGGAUUCGUUGAAGCCAUUUUUCCAGCCCUGACUGGUGGAUGGACGACAAUGUUCAUGGGUGUCUUCAGCUACAUGGGCGACAUUACGUCUGUUGAUAGCAGGACACUGCGGCUAGGUAUUGUCAAUAUAUGCGUUCAAUUAGCCGCCCCUUUAGGCAUGCUCAGCAGCGGUUUCUUAUACCAAGCUAUCGAUUUCAUUGGUGUUUUCAGCAUCGUUACGGCAAUGUAUGUUAUAGGAUUGAUCUACGGAGUUAUCAGGAUAAAAGAGAUCAGAAAACCCAACAAAUUAAAGCACAACAUAAUCAAAGAAUUAACCAAUCCUAUGCAUAUCAUAGAAACCUUUCGUGUAUCCUUUAAAUCCCGCGAAGGAAAUUUAAGAACUCGGGUUAUUCUAGUGAUGAUUCUCUCAAUAACGAUUUAUGGUCCAAUAAACGGGGAACUAGCUGUUGGUUAUCUUUUUACUAGGCUUCAAUUUCAUUGGGAUGAAGUGGAUUUCAGUAUUUACUCUACUUAUGGAAUAGCUGUAAACCUUGUUGGAACAACUUUAGGGAUAGGUGUUUUCAGCCACCUGAUGAAAAUGGAUGAUGCAAUGCUUGGACUUAUAGCUUGUUCAAGCAAGAUUAUUGCCAGUAUUUUUUAUGCUUUUGCUAAAACCUCUACGCAGUUCUACUUAGCUUCAUUGAUCGACAUGGUUGGAGGGACAGCUGUAAUAGCAAUGAGAUCGAUCGCUUCUAAGUUAGUACCAUCUGAAGAAUUGGGAAAAAUUAACUCACUUUUUGGAGUUUGUGAGGCAGUGACACCUCUUAUUUAUCAACCAUUGUAUAGCUUUGUUUAUCAAAAGACUAUCAAUACUCUUCCUGGUGCAUUUUUCCUAGUGGGAAGUUCUUUGACUUUACCAACCGUUCUUAUAUUUCUGUACCUUUAUUAUUUAAAUAAAAAGCAACCGCUUAACGGUAAAAUAUUGAAUAAAGAAGAUUCCCAUGAAAUCAAGACGAAUGAAGCAUUUGAUAUGUCAGAAGAAACCUUGGAAGCUCCAGCCAACACAAAACUUUAACUUGUAAAAAUAAAAAACAUUUUAAAAUGUUUAUAUUGUAAACCAUCUGUUAAAAAGUGUUUUUGAUUAUCGAUUGUAUAUUUUUGUAAAUAUAACAUAUUAAAUAAGUUUAAAUAA
Nezara viridula (southern green stink bug) is the source of this 1730-nucleotide messenger RNA. The record is from the annotation of a GenBank genome assembly. Lineage: Eukaryota; Metazoa; Arthropoda; Insecta; Hemiptera; Pentatomidae.